Messenger RNA from Acanthosepion pharaonis, 528 nucleotides. The record is from the annotation of a GenBank genome assembly. Lineage: Eukaryota; Metazoa; Mollusca; Cephalopoda; Sepiida; Sepiidae.
AUGUAUAGAUUGAUAUCGAAUUUAGUACCACAUGUUGUUAGUCUUCCUCUCAUCUAUUUUAUUUGCAGAGUUGGUUACCAAAACCCUCGUUUUUUUCCUUCUUUUUUGUCCCAUUUUUUUCUUGUUCUUCUCGUCCCAUUCGUUUUUUUGUUCCUCGUCCCAUUGGCGUUUUCUUGUUCUCUCUCGUCCCCAUUGGCGUUUUUCUUGUUCUCUCUCGUCCCAUUGGCGUUUUCUUGUUCUCUCUCGUCCCCAUUGGCGUUUUCUUGUUCUCUCUCUCGUCCCCAUUGGCGUUUUCUUGUUCUCUCUCGUCCCAUUGGCGUUUUCUUGUUCUCUCUCGUCCCAUUGGCGUUUUCUUGUUCUCUCUCGUCCCAUUGGCGUUUUCUUGUUCUCUCUCGUCCCAUUGGCGUUUUCUUGUUCUCUCUCGUCCCAUUAGGCGUUUUUUGUUCUCUCUCGUCCCAUUGGCGUUUUCUUGUUCUCUCUCGUCCCAUUGGCGUUUUCUUGUUCUCUCUCGUCCCAUUGGUAUCUUAA